GAGUGGCGAGCCUCAGAAGAGCAGUGGUCGGUCCCCACUUCGCCAGUGUGUGUUGGACCGCGCCCCGAGCCGGUUGUCUCAAUGACGCGAUGCCCGACAACGAGACCACGGACGACUACAGCGCGAGGCCCACGGCGACCGUCUCCAGCCUCGACUCAACGGAACUUUUAAUAUGCAAAUCGCCUCAAGACGAAAUAAAGAAACCCAAAAAAUCAGUAAAAGAAAGUGUGUCUUCGAAGAGCGUGGAAGCGGGCAGUGGUGUGCAUAGUGGCAGGAAGCUAGUUGUGUUUCUGGGAUUGGGGCAGGUCGUGCUAGGUGCUUUGCUAGUUGGUGCUGGAGCCUUCGCCGUAGUGAAGGGCGCCGCCCUGUCCAGGGUAGGAGCCGGACUGUGGGCGGGAUGCGUGGCAGUCGUCUCAGGAGUUGUGGGAGUACUAGCCGGCAUCAACGAUUGCUAUGGAUUGCAUGUCGCUAAGAGCGGGAGUCCGUUACUGACGGCUUUUUUGGCGUUGUCCUUGCUGUGCUUAGCAUGCGGCAACAGUGCUGCAGUGCUAGCGGCCACUGGGCUACAACGCGACACGAUGCGAGCACAGCCCGUGGAACCCGCUAGCUUUGAGGAUGAAAUGCAAGCAUGGACGCCAGUUCUGACCAACAUAGCGUUGCUGAUCAUCGCAACAGCACACUGUUUGAUCAGCAUCGUCAGUAUCUACCACUUGUCUAAGAGGAUAUGUCCCUGCUUCCGCCCGAAGCAACCCUUCGACCAUAACCAAUUCGAUCCCACUUUUAAAGGAGGUCAGCCGUUUGUGGUUACAGUAGACGAAGCCAAAAAGACUCAAGACGUGGAGAGAAAUAAGAACCACGAACUAUGUAAGGAGUUGGAGAUAAAACUUCAGGGAGAGACAUUAAAGAAAAAGAAGGACGAGACUCAGGAGUUUGGGAGUGCGAACAGCAAAGAGAAAUUGGUGACGCACUGGCUGGGUCAAGGAGCAGCGACGACGGGGCGGACACGACACGGCGUUCGCAAACAGAGAAACAAACACCCCCCCGUGGUCCUCCUGCCUGCCCACCCCGCCAGCACCCUGGGUCGAGUGCCUGCGUGUGUGAUGGUGCCACAACGUUACGCCACCCUCCCUCUGCCACCAGCGCCGUACCCUCACCACCGACCGGUCUAUUAUCCCGUCCACGACACUCGCGUCCGACGCCGCCGCUCGCCUCGCUCCGGGGAGCGACGGCGCCGCGAGCGACAGCGCGACUCCCAGCUGCGACGCUCGCUCGAGAGGAUACACCGCAAGCGACGCGCCGACCGUGACGUCACCGAUGCCGACCUCAAACGUACUUAUACAGGACUCGACAGGGCAUACGCUGAGCAGUUCAUAGCGGUUUGCGACGAGAGUAGACACGCGGCAGAACAGCACGACUCCCUGCCCACAUCCCACACCAGCAACUCUAGCAACGCCCAAGAGAAUUGAGUACACGUACUCAUCUAAUAUUUUAACUUCAAACAUAUUACAUAGCAGAGGCGGAUUGUCCGUAAGGCAAACUAGGCAUAUGCCUAGGGGCGUGUGAGUGACAAGGGGCGCGCGAGCUCAGAUUUUUUAAGUAAAUAAGUAAAAUAACAUAUCGACUAUUAAGAACUAAAUGCUGAUCUAUAAUCUAAAUCUAUAAUAGAUUAUAUUGCACAAGCAUCGAUAUAGUCGUAUUAUGGAAUAUUGCGGGUUUGUUUGUAUUUCAUUCGCGCAUUAGCGUAAGUAGAAGGGUCCUAGUCUACUAAAGUCUAGGGUUUGAGGAUACAACGUCAUCGUAAUUGCAAAAACAACUAGUUAAAAUUGAUAGUAUUAUGAUGACAAUUUAUGGUCGGUAAGGGGGCGCCGAUAAAGUGAUUGCCUAGGGCGCUCUGGACCUUUAAUCCGCCGCUGUUACAUAGUGUACCUAAUGUUGGUUUGAUUAUUUUAUUAUUACACGUAAUACCUAACUAAAGCAACGUAAACUAUAAACACUCAUGUAUAUAGUUAAACACUUGUAGCUUUUAUAACUUAACAUCAGUGAGUGCUUCCGCGCCCGCGUGAGUGUUUAAAGCAUUAGAAAAACAAAAAUUUACUUGUGUUAAUCAACAGCAGUGUUCAACAACAGCAACAAUAGGUAUGUUUUCUGUCUAUACUUUUAAAGACACACCUUCCGAGCCUCUACCAUUUCUCGCAAUUCUAUUAUGUAUCACUUUUUAUUUUAAAACACUUCGUGUACUUACAAACAUAAUAAGGGAAAUGUCAUUGAUCGAUGACAGUUUAUCUCAAACUAUAAAGAAUUUUCUAGAAUGUUUGUUAAAGGCAAUGCCUUAAACCAACUGGUACCAAUAUAAUUGAGGGAAUCGUAGGCUGCUCUAAGUAUAGCUAACUUUAUUUUUGUUCAAAUGGUGCUACUAUAAAUAAAAAUAUACAUUUUAUAACGAAUGUAUUCCUUAAAUGUACAGUAAUUUAAUUAUCAGCACUGAAUCGUCGUUAAGCACUAUAUUAAUUAUCCAUUUUACAACUAGUUUAACGAUAUCGCACGUGCCACGCUUCGGAAUGGAUUUCUUUGUAAAUAAAAACAUAAAAAUUAAAUCACAAAACAUUAUCGCUCAAAUAACCUCCUGAGCCGGCGAUAUGUCGAACUAUUUUUUAACAAAAAAAAAGUUAAAUGAGACGUAUUACAUUAAAUAAACUAAUACAACACAUAUUCAUACUGGAUUAUAAAAAAAAUAUCUUUCAUUUUACUUAUUAAAAUAAUCAUAAUUACAUGUAAAGUAGGAUUGUUAUUUUUUUUAUUAUACAUGAAAAUAUAAUGUUAUAGACUCACUCAACUAAGGUUAGUGUUUAAUAUUAUUAAAGAAAGACUUAAUUAAUAAGUAGAAUAGGUAAUAAGCGGGGCCUUGAAAUACUCAUGGUGACUAACGCACGUAAUGUGUCUUCAUAAUAGUAAUAUGUACUAAUUUUUUUAGUUAUUUUACGAAAAUAUUAUACUGUUUCUAUGUUUUCAAGGUGAAUUUUUCACUUUUAGGACACUACAUUCAACCGAGUUAUAAACACUCUUAGAAAAUAAUAUUAUUUUCGCAAAAAGAUUCAAAUAUUCUCGGUCUUUUCAACGUAAUAUUCUAUUAUUAACUUUUUUAGUGUUUAAUAUUUUCAUAAUAAAACGACUAACAAUAAAAUUUAUAGACAAUCAAAAAAAAAUAUUCGUCAAAUAUCUGUGUUAUAUGAACUACUUACUUGUUAUAUUUAAGAUUUUACACUUAGUUCUAUAUUCUUUCCAGUUGUUACUACAUAGGUAGGUCACCAAUAUCCCCUCUUUUGCUACUGCGAAGCAGACUAGUUCUGGUGUAAGUGAUGUGACAGCCUUGCACGCUUUUGGGAACGACACUUGAGAUUCUGACCUCAUGUCUCAAGAUGACGUCACUCACCAGUUGGAUCGUCAGUCCGUGUACCCACCUAGAACAACUAGGACGUAAACUGCAUACUGGUGAUAGGACCUCUUGUGAGUCCGCACGGGUAGGUACCACCACCCUGCCUAUUUCUGCCGUGAAGCAGUAAUGCGUUUCGGCUUGAAGCCAAAAUAAAACUUAGAAAUCAUAUCUCAAAGAGGGCUGUUACCUACUUUUAGAUUGCUGAAGUCAAUGGGUUGUGAUAGCCCAUUAACAUCAAGUGAUCCAUGAGCUACAUCCAAUUAAGCAAUAUUUUUUUGAGGUUUAUACAUAACUCUAUAUCCACCUAUACUUACCUUAACUAUUUUAAUAUAGAUUAGAUUACUUAUUACGUAUUGUACACAAGACACCUUGUAUAGUCCUAUGUACCUAACUGGUGCCAAAUUAUAUGAAGAAUCUGCUUGUAAAUAUAUGUUCAAAAUUUUUGCUCAAUUCAAUUCUAUUUUUAGUUGUUAUUAUUUGUUAAUUUAGUCUGUAAUUCUUAUUCCAUUUAUCUUAUAAUUUAACUUAAUUGGAUCAAAAUUUUAUUUAAAAUUUAUAUAAACAGUUAUCAUAUUUUGUAUUUUGAGGAAUAAUUCUAAUUAUGUAAGAUUCUGUUCAUUAGUAUAGUUGUUAAAGUUUUUGUAUAAUAUUCUAGACUAUAGGUAUUUAUUGGUACUUUAGACUAUGACAUUUUUUAGUUUAUCAUUCAAUCAAAUCCUCAGAUUUAGCAAAAACUUUACUCACAUAAAAUAAAUAAACAAAUAUUUACUAACGAUCACGCCACAUUAACUGGUCCCGUGCUAAGUUCGUAAAGAACUUGUGUUACAGGUACCAAAUAACGGAAAUAAAUGUAAGAUUUUUAUUAUACACACACAUAUAUUUAAUAUACAUCCAUAACCCUGGAAAAGACAUUUUUUUUUAUAUUUAUCAUACAAAUAUCUUCCCUUGGCGGGAUUCGAACCCGCGACCCCCUUGUGUAGUGACCAUGUCACUUACCACUACACCAGACAGCCGUUUGUCAAUGUAUUGUAAUUUAUUUAUUUUACAGUAAAAUAAGAACCAUUAAUUAUGUAUGUGCAUCAUUUAUUCAUCGCUAAUUCCGUUUUAUUGCAAUACAUAAAGAUUUUCUAUUUUUACUUUUACCACACAUUUAUUUUAUGAAAUUAUAAAAUUUGUACAUGCAAACUUUUUCAUUUAGGUAGGGACUUUUAAAUAAAUUUGAUUAUUGUCACUAAAUUUCAUCAUUAUUUGGUCAGAUUUUUAAUAAAUGAAUGUAUUAUUUUGAGAAAUGUACUUACCGCUUAUAUAGUAUGUUGUUUAUUUUUGAUAAUCUGAUUAAAAUAUAUUUUUGUUCACAUCAUUCAUUUAUUAUUAUUACUGAAAAUGACCCUUAGCGGGUCGGUUACAUAAAGUUAUUGUUGUUGUCAUUGUAAAUUUUCACUGCUUUUUCAUUGUACAUUGACCAUAUACAUAUAUCUAACACACGUCCAUAAUUUCAUUCAUUAUUUCACAUUGUCAAAAUUCUAGUUUAGGAGGUAUAGCUUCUAAUAAAAACAAAAAUUAUACGUGAAUUAAAAUAAUAAAUGUAUUUAAAUAAGUUUUCUUGUCAAAACCAAUAGAUACAAUGUAUGUCUUAUUGCUUAGAGAUCAUCGUUUAUCGAAUUUAAGUAUUUAGGGAGUAGGUAACACAAUAUAUAGCACAUGAACCUGGUGAGCAUAAGACACGGAAUGUCUAAUUAAUUCCCGUACCUACUGUUUUAUUCAAACUUAGGACCAGAGUUCUUUUAACACACCAUCGUGUAGAAUUAUAUCAAUCAUAUAAUAAUUAUAAGGUAGUUAUUUAUUCAAAUGAGAUAAAAUGUAUUUUGUAAAAAUAUAUUUUAAUAAAAACUUUUCUGUGUAAAA
Bombyx mori (domestic silkworm) is the source of this 5338-nucleotide messenger RNA. RefSeq lists its product as uncharacterized. The record is from RefSeq and is a predicted model, not a curated record. The coding region runs from base 90 to 1466 and encodes 458 amino acids. Lineage: Eukaryota; Metazoa; Arthropoda; Insecta; Lepidoptera; Bombycidae. The transcript is spliced from 7 exons.